AUGGCUGACAACGCUCCCGCCACUUCGGAGCCAUCAGGACGGGGUCGUGGUGGUCGCCGCCGCGGCCGCGGAGGGGCUCCCCCGUCCGGCCAGACAGAUGGCCCACGCAACGCAGGGGGCGCCGCUAGCAGAGGUUCCAAGCCUCGCGGUCGAGGAGGCAAGGGCGCUGGAGGUCGUGAUACAUCACAGACGGUGAAUGGGUCUCAGGAUAAAGAUACAAAGGCCGCACCAGCUUCAACUGCGACGGUUGGUCCAAAGGCUCUCCCGGCUGCCACCGACGACGCCGACGACGGCGAGGUUUGCUUCAUUUGUGCCUCGAAGGUCGAACAUACCUCUGUGUCUCCAUGCAAUCACCGGACCUGCCAUAUUUGUGCGCUGAGACUACGUGCGCUAUACAAAAACAAGGGUUGUGCGCAUUGUCGGACCGAGUCAAGUUUUGUUAUCUUUACCGACGACCCAGUCCGACGAUUCGAAGACUUCGAGAAAAAAGAUUUUGCUAGGACGGAUGACAACCUCGGGGUUUUGUAUGAAAAAGAUGAAAUUUUUGAGGACACCGUCUUGUUGCUCCGCUACAACUGCCCCGAUGAGGAUUGUGAUGUCGCCUGCUUGGGUUGGCCGGAUUUACAUCGCCACGUGAAGAGCAAGCAUAACAAGGUUAUUGACCUUUGCACGCGGAACAAAAAAGUGUUCACCCACGAGCAUGUCCUCUUCACGAGAGACGAAUUGCGCAAACACGAAAAGCACGGCGACGACAAACCAGGCGCGAUCAACCAGAGUGGAUUCAAGGGACACCCGGAGUGUGGCUUCUGCCGCCAGCGAUUCUAUGGCGAUGAUGAGCUUUACGCCCACUGUCGAGAGCGUCACGAACGCUGUCACAUUUGUGACCGACGCAGUUCCAACCGCCAGCAACAAUACUAUGUCGAUUAUAAUGCCCUUGAAGACCACUUUCAGCGGGACCACUUUGUGUGCCUCGACAAGGAGUGUCUGGAGAAGAAAUUCGUGGUAUUCGAGUCUCAGAUGGAUCUCAAGGGACACCAAAUAGAGGCACAUCCAGAUGGUGUUUCGAAGGAUAUUCGAAGAGACGCACGAUUAGUCGACCUUUCAGAGUUUGAUAAUAUGCGCAGCCCAUACCAGCCACAACGUCAACGGCGUGGUGCUGGUCGAGGACGAGACCCCAACGCUGAGCCAUUACCGGCCUCAAGUGCGCAGACAUUAUCGCGGGCUGAACUUGCCUUUCAACGACAAAUGGACAUUCAGAGCGCGCAGUCCGUUUCAACGCGUAGCUUCGGCGGCCAGCUUACUAGAAAUGACACUCAAACAGUGCAAGCACCAUCUCGGUCAGCCGGUGCUACACCAGUCCCGUCAUCCUCACGUCCUAGACCUCCAGCUGCAGAGCUUGAGAGCCUGAGCCUCGCCGCUAACCCAGAGCCUCUUGGCCCACAAGAUCAAGCCCGAAAACUGCGCCACACGGCAGUGGUUGAACGAGCUACUAGUCUUCUCCGCAACGACACGAAUAAGCUUGCCGAAUUCCGCUCCAGAGUGUCCAGUUAUCGGACCUCUGCCAUUUCAGCCACUGAGCUCAUCGACGCAUUUUUUUCUUUGUUUGACACAUCCAGCUCUGAUCUGGGUAAGCUCAUCAAGGAACUCGCCGAAAUUUAUGAGGAGGACUCCAAGCGUAUUGGUCUUUUGCAAGCUUGGAAUGAUUGGCGAGCCAUCAACGAGGACUAUCCUGCCCUUCCCGGUCCCGGUGGAAUCUUGCCUGGCAUGUCACCAGGUACCGCCAACACUGGCGGCAAUCGCGUCCUGCGUCUGAAAUCUUCCACGGCCCAGUCCUCGCGGUCCGCUGUCGGCCGGAGCGGUGCGAUGCCAUCUCCAUCCUCAAAUCCCUUCCCCCCUCUCGCUGCCUCGGCUGGCCCCUCCACUCGACGUAGCAAGCCUGCUGCCUCCACUCCAUGGGCCGCUGCUGCCCCACCACCUCUUGCCCGCCCAUCCGUCCCUAAUGGCCCCAUUGGCUCCUCUUCUUCAGGUCCAUCUGCGCCUGCGCGCGCCCCCCGUGCUGACGCCUUCCCGGCGCUCCCCGCAGCUGCUCGGCCCAACGUGAUGAUGGCCGGCAAAACGCGUGGCUACGUCCGUUGGGACGAUCGUCGUGGCCCAGCUCCCACUGCUUGGGGAUCCAACCCCUCUUCUGGCCUUGCUUCUCCUGCUGAACCGUCUGAUGGAGAUUUUGAUGAUGAAGCCGGCAACGGUGGCAAAAAGGUUAAAAAGAAGAAGGGUAAACAGACCCUUUAUCACUUCGGUUAA
Messenger RNA from Penicillium longicatenatum, 2301 nucleotides. RefSeq names its product E3 ubiquitin-protein ligase HEL2. The record is from RefSeq and is a predicted model, not a curated record. Bases 1 to 2301 code for a protein of 766 amino acids. Lineage: Eukaryota; Fungi; Ascomycota; Eurotiomycetes; Eurotiales; Aspergillaceae. Gene Ontology annotation, biological process: protein ubiquitination; rescue of stalled cytosolic ribosome. The transcript is spliced from 4 exons. Gene Ontology annotation, molecular function: ubiquitin protein ligase activity; ribosome binding.